This is a messenger RNA of Oreochromis aureus, 3856 nucleotides long. RefSeq lists its product as uncharacterized. Bases 7 to 3483 code for a protein of 1158 amino acids. The transcript has 23 exons. Gene Ontology annotation, molecular function: DNA binding. Lineage: Eukaryota; Metazoa; Chordata; Actinopteri; Cichliformes; Cichlidae. The record is from RefSeq and is a predicted model, not a curated record.
AGCACCAUGGAUGACGAAUUUCAAGGUACCAGCUCUCAGAUGGUGAUCUUUUCUAAAAACGAUAGGACAGGUGUGGAGGAGAAUGAAGCAAGAGAAUGGGUUCCUAAGUCUGUGAGCUUAUCUGAAGAUGAUGGGACAGAUGACUGGAUACCCACACAGGAUGAAUCUGAAGGCUAUUCAGAAGAGGAGGAAGAACAAGAACAUAAAAGGAUUCCUAAGAUGCUGGCAGCAUCUGAAGAGGAUGGGACACAUGAUAGUAGACCCACACAGGAUGAAUCUAAAGAUGAUUCAAAAGAUGAAGCAGAACAUUUGGGACAAAUGAUUCACAAAGUGGCCAUGGAAAAGGGGGCGUUUGUGAGCAGUGAGUUGCCGCAGAGGACAGAGGAACAGCAACAGGUUGCUGGCAUCUCUAAGACUCAAAGGCAUCACAAUGUCAGAAAUAGACACAAGUGUCCCAUAUGUGGACAUGUAUAUGCUGAUAUUGUUCAGCACCUAAGAGUCACAGAGAAAGUGGUAAAUGAAAUUGAGCUGCUUCUUUUGAGCCAAUUUUCUCAUCGGCACUUUUCUGCAAAUCUGGACUGUCCAGUCCGCUUAUGUCAGUCAAAACAUCUUAAUCGGCUUGAUAAGCACCUGGAAAAGGUCCACAAAUUACAGAAACCUAUGAUUAAACUUUACAUGCAAAAGGCCAAGGACAGAUGCGUUGCUAAGGAACUUGCACUUCUGAGGGCAUCAAAUCCCACACUGCAAAUGGUCUCACAUGUGGGUGAAGUGGAUUAUACAGUGAUUGAGGAGGGCAUCUUUAGGGCACUGGAGGCAAGGUCCAAGGUUGCAUCCCCUAUAGCCUCUUCCAGCAACGCUCCCAGUGACCAUGCUACCCUGAACCAUUGGCCUGCUCCUCCCUCUGACAGCAAGGCUCUGGGUGACUCUACCAGACCAAACCUACAGCCUCCUCUCUCUACCCGUGACCCUCUCAGUGACCACACCAUCCCAAUUAUGCAGCCUCCUUCUAUCUCCACCAGCAAGAUUACUUGUGAUUCAACAGUGGUGUCCCCUGAUUUGUUAAUCCCUUACUAUGCAGCAAAGCAAAGGAGGGAAUGUCUUCUCCCGAGGACACCUGCUCCUGGUUGCAAAAACUGUCAGAUACUGUUCACUGAGCUACAGGUGGUGAAGCAGUUGCUAGAGUGUGAAAUUGAAAGGAAUCAUGAGCUCAAGCAGAUACAUUCUUCAACCAAGCAUCCAAAUGUUAAAUAUAGCAGACGUAAACGGUUUUCACCCAGCAAAGCCCCUCACUAUGUAAGACUGGUGGAAGAAUUUAGGGCCCAUGCAGAAGGUGUGAACCCUAGCAUAGAACUACAUGAAAAUGCAAGGCAGCGAGCCACUCAUGUCAUCCGGUUUCUGGAAUUCAUGGCAGACCCAGCAAUUCCAAACGUUGACCUUCUGUUUCUGAGGAACCAUGGAAAAGUCCGUGAUUUUCUAGCACACCUGCAAGCAAAAGGGUUUAAACCAACAACUCAGAGAGCUUAUCUCAUGGAUGCUAUUGCUUUCAUGAAAUAUAUAUUAAACAUGUCACCACCACAAGUCAGACUUGGAAAUAAAAGGAUCAACGCCCUUUUGGUCGAACUGAGGGCACGUAACAGAGAUGUUGGCCGUGAAGUAGUCGUGCACCAGCUGAAUGUGCGGAGAUCUAAGUCUAAAAGACUUGUCAAAGCAGAAAAACAUGCUUUGUUCAUUGAAGAGGCUCCCCAGAAGAUUGCUGCCGCACUGGAUGACCUCGAGAAGCAACCCCAGAACAGAACAAUAUUGAAAUUGUUUUUUGGACUGUUGGGUGGAUACCUCAUUGCCAUAACUGGCCACCGAAAGGGAGUGGUCAUCAACAUGACUACUGAGGAGGUUGAAAUGGCAGAAAAAACUAAGCAGGGUGCCCGCAUCAUCCGUGUUAAACAGCACAAAACUCAAAGAUACCAUGGGGAAGCAGCUGUCCCCCUGUACAAGAAUGAGUAUACCUGGUUGCAGCGUUACAAUCAUAUUAGAGAGUAUAUUGAAGGGGGUUCGGAGGCAUCAACUUUUUUCCACAGUUCCAGUGGAGGUGUUCUUCAUAGACUACUGGAAUUUUUCAAGGCAGCCUGGGAGAUGAUGAAUCUGGGGAUUGCCCCCACCUUCAACAUGAUACGUUCCUCCUGUAGCACUUACGCCAAGCGACAGUUGGGACGUAAAUCUUAUGACAGAGUGGCAACGUUUAUGUGCCAUGAUGCCAUCACAGCCAAAAGAUUUUACCAAGCUGAGGACCCUGCAGAGGACACACUCCAGAGCCGAGCACUGACCACCCAUGCAAUUGCAACAUAUGCAGCAAAGAAAAGGAAAAGGACAGAGGACAGAGGAUCUGUGCAGGACAAGGACAGUGAAGGAUCUGACAAGGAAGAGCAGCAGUCAUCAGGAACAGAGGAGCUUUUAGACAGAAGGCUCUUCCAGUGUAACAGUAACAAGAUGGUCAUCUUUUACAAAAAUGAUAGGACAGGUGUGGGGAAACUCACACAAGAAGACAAUCCACAAGAGGAGGAGGAGGAUGAAGCGAGAGAAUGGGUUCCUAAGCAGUCUGUUAGCUCAUCUGAAGAUGAUGGGACAGAUGACUGGACACCCACACAGGAUGAAUCUGAAGGCUAUUCAGAAGAGGAGGAAGAACAAGAACAUAAAAGGAUUCCUAAGGUAGCCAAGAAAAACAAAACUGGGUGUCCUGUGCCACAAAGAGAGAUGGCAGCAGCAUCUGAAGAGGAUGGGACACAUGAUAGCAGACCCACACAGGAUGAUUCAAAGGAUGAAGCAGAACAUUUGGGACAAAUGAUUCACAAAGUGUCCAUGGAAAAGGACAGGGAAACGGCGAUAAGCUUAUUACCAGUACAACACCAAAUUCCAGUUGUUACUCUGAAUUCAGUCACUCUCAAGACACCCAUGAAGGACAAGGUCGCACUGGAGGUCCCUCCUGGUAUGCAGCAGGCCUAUGUAAACCAAGACACAGCAAUGACUGUGAAUAAGAGUUCAGAAAAAAGUGUGAUUCACCAAACCAGUUACUUGAAGAGGCUCAUUUUUCAUCAGUCAACUCUCUUUGAAGACACCAUACCAAGAUCUGAUAACAACAAGAAAGACCAAAGUGGAAUGUCAUCUGCAGCAAUAAUAACCUCAGAACAACUGGAAGAGAAAGAGAUACAAGAAGAAUCUCUGGAGAAGAUGAAGUGUGAAGACAAAGGAGGGAAGAGAAAAGAAAAAGUACAGCAGGAGCCUCUGGAGAAGAUGAGGGGCAAAAGGCAAAGGAAGGAAGAAAAGAUACAGGCAGAGCCUCUGGAGAAGAUGAAGAGUGAAGCCAAAGUAGGAAAGAGAAAAGAAAAAGUACAGCAGGAGCCUCUGGAGAAGAUGAGGAGCAAAAGGCAAAGGAAGGAAGAAAAGAUACAGGCAGAGCCUCUGGAGAAGAGAAUUAAGAUUAUGAAAUAAAAGAAGGAAAAAUCCACAGAGUUCUCAAAGAAAUGGCGAGAGAAAGUCUCAGAAAAUAAGGUGCAUGAAAGAGUUGUUAAUUAAAAGUGAUCAUCUAAUGAGUUACUGUCAUGUUUAUUUUCUGGAAUCACUGGUGCUCUCAGACUUGACAUUAUAUAAUUCCACCAUAUGUGAGAUCAGUCAAAUUAAGAAAGGAAUCAAAAUAGCUAUACCAAUGGCUGCAGAAAAGUGACAGUGGUCAAACAACAUCAUUGAGCAUGACAAAACACUUUUGAAGACAGCAGUCUCCAGAUACCUCAUCAUUGAAGACAAAUGACACACAUCUAUUGUGGAGAAAAUUCGGUUCAAAUCAAUUUUAUUUAUAUAGCGGCAA